Messenger RNA from Leptosomus discolor (cuckoo roller), 778 nucleotides. The record is from RefSeq and is a predicted model, not a curated record. Lineage: Eukaryota; Metazoa; Chordata; Aves; Leptosomiformes; Leptosomidae.
AUGAAAUUAGCAUUGCAUGAUUCACAAGGGAAUAUAAGGAUGGCCCAUCCUCAGGAGCCUCACCACCCCUCUGAGAAGCCGGUCAUCCACUGCCAUAAAUGUGGGGAGCCAUGUAAAGGUGAAGUACUCCGUGUUCAGGCCAGACACUUUCACAUCAAAUGCUUCACCUGCAAAGUGUGUGGCUGUGACUUGGCACAAGGAGGCUUUUUCAUUAAGAACGGGGAAUAUCUUUGCACCUUGGAUUACCAGCGCAUGUAUGGUACUCGCUGCAACGGUUGUGGGGAGUUUGUGGAAGGUGAAGUAGUGACAGCUCUGGGAAAAACUUACCAUCCAAGCUGCUUUGCCUGUACUGUUUGCAAACGUCCAUUUCCACCAGGCGAUCGAGUUACCUUCAAUGGAAGGGACUGUCUCUGUCAGAUGUGUGCUCAGCCGAUGGCCUCCAGUCCAAAAGAAUUGUCUGCCUCAAGCAAUUGUGCUGGCUGUGGAAGAGACAUAAAAAAUGGACAAGCAUUGCUAGCUCUGGAUAAGCAGUGGCACCUGGGGUGCUUUAAGUGCAAGGCCUGCGGGAAGGUCCUAACUGGGGAAUACAUCAGCAAAGAUGGUGCUCCUUAUUGUGAAAAGGACUAUCAAGUUCUUUUUGGAGUCAAAUGUGAAGCAUGUCACCAGUUCAUUACUGGGAAAGUCCUAGAGGCAGGUGACAAGCAUUAUCAUCCGAGCUGUGCACGAUGCAGCAGGUGCAACCAAAUGUUCACGGAAGGAGAAGAAAUGUAUCUGCAAG